Messenger RNA from Brachypodium distachyon (stiff brome), 805 nucleotides. RefSeq lists its product as uncharacterized. Bases 32 to 805 code for a protein of 257 amino acids. The transcript has 5 exons. NCBI's taxonomy places the organism in Eukaryota, Viridiplantae, Streptophyta, Magnoliopsida, Poales, Poaceae. The record is from RefSeq and is a predicted model, not a curated record.
CUACUCCAUUUAGUCCUAUAAAUGCCUUCAAAUGCCCCCGUUUACUUCAUUUUGUCCAAAUCCAUGCUUCAGUUCCAUGGCAAACAUAGACCUAAACCAACCUGCACUUCUUUGGGAUGAGAUUGAGGAUUAUUCCGGACCUGUGAUCGACCUCAACUACGACCUGAAGUGGGUCAGCGACGGAGAGGAUGAGCCUGAAGCAACCGGCCAAGAACAUGGAGGAGGAUUGGGUGCUUCUGAUUGUGUCAUGGGCGAUGGAGAAGGAGGAUCAAGGAACGUGGGCGUUGGGCACGGGCGUGGCACUCUCAGCGUCUCCAGCGAACGGUGCGGCACACUCGGCGGCGCAACGCUUAGCCUCGCUGGCAGCAAUAACGCCACACCCAGGCACGGCGGCCGCGGGCAUCCCAGGCUCGGGCUCACCGGCCUCGGGCAUGUCGUGCCUGGUUGCAGCAGAGGCAACCUCAGCCUCGACACACCUCAUGGUCUCGCUAGCCAUGGGCGGGGUGCAACAAGCUGGCGGCGGCAACCUCAGCUUCGACGAGCACGUACCAAGGAGCCAGCCAUGAUCAUGAAGAUAUUGAUGGCCAUGGCCAUGCAGACCAAGGAGAAGAAGGCUUCGAAGCGAUUCCUGAGACAAUGUAGCUUUUUCAUGUGGAUGGAUUCCUAUGUUGAGAAGCUUCAAAUCGAAGGGAAGCUGCAAGGGCAUGAGAUGGAAGAGCAGAGGAUGGAGAGGGCAGAUGAGAACAAUGGCAAGGCAGAAUUGUUGUUUUUGGAAGAGCAAACUGAUAUGGCUAUGCCCGAAUAG